Messenger RNA from Lachnellula hyalina, 2754 nucleotides. RefSeq names its product Protein zds1 (gene zds1). Gene Ontology annotation, cellular component: cell septum; cytoplasm. The transcript is spliced from 3 exons. Lineage: Eukaryota; Fungi; Ascomycota; Leotiomycetes; Helotiales; Lachnaceae. Gene Ontology annotation, biological process: positive regulation of G2/M transition of mitotic cell cycle; establishment of cell polarity. The record is from RefSeq and is a predicted model, not a curated record. The coding region runs from base 1 to 2754 and encodes 917 amino acids.
AUGAAGACUUCAGCCAGACCCCGGGACAUUGGCGGUAGCUUUGCCAGCAGACGACAUGGUCCCCAACUCUCGAUAAGUGAUACCAACCACCACGUCACGGAAGCAAUCGGCGAUAUGUAUGGCGACGAUGAUUACUCGAAACGCGACUCGCGACCUCUAAGUUUUGUGACCUCACCGUUGACCGAAUCCAUCGAAAGCGGAGCUGCAUAUGGAGAAUCGAACCAGAACUCUAGGACGCGGCCAGGACCGAGUACGAAUGGCAGCCCGGGGAUGAAAGCACAUACAUCACCUGGCUUGAUACAGAGUCCGAGAAGCAGUUCGUUUGAUAAAAGCCCAAUAUCGCCCUCACUCUCUCUUCGAGAUCGAAGUACGACCGACCCGGCGAGUGCGCAAUUCCCGCUCAACGAUAUCGACUAUGAAUCGAAUCCGGCUGCAGUUGCGAAGGAACUCAGCAAUCUACAAGCAUUACGGCGGAUGUCGAUGGAUGUAGGUAAUACAAGCGAUCCGGAUUUACCAUCAUUUCAGGGCGUUGCCUUGAUGCCCUCCAUUGCUCCAACAGGUAACGAUGAUGAAGAUGAUCCAUCGAGAUUAUUUUGGGUUCCAGCUAGGGUCCAUCCUGAGCUUGCCCCUAUGGAAUUCAAAAACUUCCUGGAAAAUAGAGUGCAGUCGAUCAAAAGACGUUCUGGUGAUCAAACAUCUUUGUCGCCAGAUGGGCUUGAAAGAAGCGACUCAGGGGGCAGUUUACGGCGGAAGAAGUCUAUGUUAUCUCGACAGAUUGAUAACGAUGGUGGCCGAGGGGCAGUUGGAUACAAAGAUGGAGCCGAACAAAUACAAAGGAAGAAGUCUCUCUCAACGGACCAGGCGCUGGAUUUGAAGAUUGCAGAUUUACAAGAAUUGGAUGCGCUAGCUAGAGAUCCAUCAAAGGCUAUGCAGGAACUGAGCCUCGACAAGGGAAAUCGACAGGGACCUAAUGCAGAAGUUAGCUCGAUAGAGGACAGGCCAAUAUUACCACAAGCACCUGGAAUAGGAUUGAGGAGGUCUACACACACAACGUACCGGAGAGGAAGUCUAAGGAAGGGCGAAAGAGUACCCUUUUCUAAAAGAGCUGGAUCAUUACGGGGAGAUACAGAUGGGGAAGAGUCCCCAGUGUCUUCGCCAAUCGAUGGACGUCCACCGAUAGGACAUUCUCUUACAAAAGUUCAAUCUGAGCCCAUUUCCACCGAGAACUUCUCUCGGCCAAAUCGCGGGGCCCGUCGAUUACAAAACUUGCAACAGAGCGGUCCAACAGCUGCAAGUACAGAUAGUAAUUCCCUAGAAGGGCUUGGAAUACGUGAUGCCGGCACAGAAAACCGCGAAACCUCUACCCAACCAUUUCAGCAAAGUACACCCCCAAAUACUACUAGUCACUCCAGAAAUGAUUCGCCUGUUCCCCGGAUCGUUGAAACCCCACCGCCUUCAGAAGAGCCUACAGAAGUUCCCACGCCAGCACCUCAAUUUCCCGAGAGAUCAUCUUCACAGACGGCCUCCAAACCUCUGCAAAAGCAAACUGUUCCUGAACCUCCUGCAAAAUCUAGUAGGCGGCCUGGUAUGGAUCGCCAUAACUCUGGUACCGCCCAAACAGUGCCCAGGAGUUCCGCUCCAUCGCACACUCUAAAUGAAAUGGCACAGCAUCCUUCACCACUCCCAGGAAAUACAUCAAGGACCGAUACUCUCACUUUCAUUCCAACUCUUGAGGAAAAGAAGCCCGAGAAGAAAUCUAAGAAAGACAAGGAUGACUCUGAGCAUUCUGGAUCAAGGAAGACAAGCUGGGGUUGGUUCAAGGGAAGUGAUGAGAAGGAGAAGAAAGACAAGAAAAAGGAUGACGAUCACAAGGAGAGCAAACGGGGAAAGGCAAAAGCUGCCGACAAUGCUCGCUUGGAUGUUCUGCAAUCUACCCUCGAUACUGUCACUCCCCGAGGACGAGAGAGCUUAUUAUUAGACCGCGAUAGUGUUGAGAACAAAUUACAAGACGAGAGAAAGAAGGAGAGUAGCCGUAAGUCUGGCGGUGAAACAAAGAAGGAGAAAGACGGUCUCUUUUCCUCCUUCUUUGGUGGCGGCAAGAAAAAGAGUGAUCGUGACUCGGGCGGCAAGAAAGGUAGUUCGCUGCGAACACUCUCACCAGAUCCUCCUCACCGCGAGCUCAAGCCCGAUAUUGAUUACAACUGGACAAGAUUCUCGAUACUGGAAGAAAGAGCCAUAUAUCGGAUGGCUCACAUAAAAUUAGCGAACCCACGGCGAGCAUUAUACAGCCAAGUUCUCCUCAGCAAUUUCAUGUACUCGUAUUUGGCCAAGGUACAGCAGAUGCAUCCGCAAAUGCAAAUUCCUCAGUCAGCACUGCAAAAGAAACAAGAUGCAGAGCGACGACAGAAGGAGCAAGAACAACGAGAGGAACAACAGCGUCAGGAUGGUGAGGAGCAAUACCGAUACGAUUAUCAUCGCGGCAUCGCACAAUAUGCCGAACCGGCACAGAAUACGCCUCCUGAGAGUGGAGUGAAUUAUGUAGAUGAUUCUCAGAUUUACGACUACGAUCAUCAAAAUGAUGGCUCUCAUAGCCAAAGCUCGAAUCGGCCCCAAUCUCGAGCUGCUCAGCACGAUACCGAGAACGGAUACGAUGAUCAAGUACAGUAUUCCCGACAAGGGAAAGACUAUUAUCCCUACGGACGCUCGGAACCCCAUGAAGGCAAGGAAGAAGAAGAUGAUGAUGACAUGUGGUGA